Molecule: messenger RNA, 2484 nt
Organism: Cryptococcus wingfieldii CBS 7118
Lineage: Eukaryota; Fungi; Basidiomycota; Tremellomycetes; Tremellales; Cryptococcaceae
Product: CMGC/DYRK/PRP4 protein kinase
Exons: 7
Coding region: 1-2484 (827 amino acids)
Biological process (GO): peptidyl-threonine phosphorylation; mRNA cis splicing, via spliceosome; peptidyl-serine phosphorylation
Molecular function (GO): ATP binding; protein serine/threonine kinase activity
Source: RefSeq, a predicted model, not a curated record
AUGUCCUCAGGUAUCAAACGCCCCCACGCCGACGACGCGCACUCAGCCAGCGGCAGAAGCGACCGGUCAGACCGCAAGAAACCAAGAGACUGGCGGGAUGCGUUCCUCGACGAUGGCGCCCCACCUCGAGACAGGGACAGGGAUCACGGACGCAGGGAUAGAGACCAGGGCCGCGGGGGAUAUGGUGAUCGCCGUGAGAUGAACGGAGGCCGCCAUGGAGGUUACGGGGGCUAUUAUGAUAGAGAUCGGGGCUAUGAUGAUCAACGAGGCCCAAGUGGGGGACACGGCUCCACCAGGGACAGAGAAGAUUAUCGUGAACGUGAGCCCUCGAGGGGAGAAUAUUCUCGACGGUAUGGUGACCGCAAUGAUUACAGACAAGAUUCGAGAUAUGAUGACCGUCAGCGUCCGAGGGAAGACGAUCCACGCCGGCAACAAGGACAGCAAGGACAGCAACUCCGGGGCGGUCCUCCCCCGACUCACGCAUCUCGGCCGUCGCCAUCCGCGCCACAGAUUUCUGUUAAGCUUCCGCCGGCCGCCCCGCCACAAGGCAAAGCCGGUAUGGACCAAUUCUUCCAAGCAGAGCCAGAAGAACCCGAGCCCGAGCCCGAAGUGGUUGAGGAAGAGCAAGAUCCGGCCAAGAUGCUGGAAGAACGACGUCGAAAGCGUGAGGAGAUCAUGGCCAAAUUCAAAGCCACUGGUGGCAAGCCAACGGUGCCGAAUGUCGUAGUGAAUGAGGUUGGCGGUGGGGCGGAAAGUGUUACAAGCGGUGGGACGCGAACGGGUCUGCAGACUAGCACAGGCAAGUCCCUAGCUUGCAGCGACAAAUCAUUGGCUGACAGUCCGAUAGCAGCUACGCCCAUGCUCAAUAAUCUCGGUAUCCAAUCCAGCAAUCCCCCGAGUGCUACUCCCACCAUCACCGAACAGCCUUCACUCGCGCAUACCCCACAAGGCAAAGCGUUCGAUCUUGCCAAACACCCUUUUGCCUCCAAUGAUUCUGCGCCUCUUCCGCCAGAUGCCCAAACGCCGAGUGGUGUACACGCAGACAUGACGGUCUCGGCUGCAGACUACGAUCCCACCCAAGAAGCCCUUGCAGACCACGAAAAGCGCCAGAAAGACUUGGAAGCUGUCAAGCCCGACCCGCAGAACGCCACUGCUCGAGAGAUCGCCGAUGGCGUAGGCGAACCUGUCACGGUCGAAGACGAUGAUUCACCAAAGGAAGAGGAGUGGGAAGAGGUAGAGAUCGAAGUGGAUGACGAGGAAGACGACGAAUUUGACAUGUUUGAUGCGUUUGGGGAUGACGAGAAACAAAAGAAAAAGAAGAAGGUGACAGUCAGGAGGCUGAAGAAUGGUGGACAAGCCGGGGCCCGAGAAGAGAUUAUUAAUAAGCCCGCUAGUACCAUCGCACCUGAAGUCGUCGACAAUGUUGAUGAUGCGGACGGAUACUACCGUAUCACUCCCGGGGAGAUUGUCGAUGAUGGUCGAUACCAGAUCACGAUCAGCCUCGGCAAGGGAAUGUUCUCUGCGGUGGUUAAAGCGAAGGUCUUGAAAGCUGUCGGUCAAGAGAGAAGGCAAGAUGUGGUUGGGAAGGAGGUGGCCAUCAAGGUUGUGAGAAGUCAAGAGAGCAUGUAUAUCUCAGGGAGGAAAGAAGCUCAGAUCCUCAAGAAGCUCAAUGACGCCGACCCCGAUGACAAAAAGCAUAUGCUCAGACUUGAUCGUAUUUUUGAACAUCGUGGCCAUCUUUGCAUCGUCACGGAAAGUUUGAGUAUGAAUCUGAGAGAUGUCAUCAAACGGUUCGGUAACAACGUUGGUCUCAACAUGCGCGCUGUACGAGCGUAUGCCCAUCAGCUGUUCUUGGGCUUAUCCCUCAUGCGCAAGUGUGAAGUUGUUCACGCCGACAUCAAGCCGGACAACAUCUUGGCAAGUCAUUCUACAACGACGUUAAAGAUCUGUGAUCUUGGCUCUGCAGCAGAGAUCACUGAAGGUGAAAUCACACCUUAUCUUGUCUCUCGAUUCUACCGUGCCCCUGAAAUCAUCCUUGGUCUACCCUACGACACUGCCAUUGACAUGUGGUCCAUCGGAUGUACCCUCUACGAGCUCUUCACCGGCAAGAUCCUCUUCCCUGGCCGAUCCAACAACCACAUGCUCCUGCUCAUGAUGGAGCUGAAGGGGAAAAUCAACCACAGAAUGAUCAAGAAGGCGAGCUUUGGGACAAUGCAUUUCGACGAGGCGAUGAACUUCAUAGGGCUCGAAAAGGACAAGAUUACUGGACAGGAUACGCUGAAGACCCACGUCAUCAACAAACCUACCAAGGACCUUCGAGCGCGUCUCGUUCCAUCAUCGUCCGAGCAGCUGAAGAUGAAGGAUGACGAGCUCAAGCAGUUGCUCAGCUUUGUUGAUCUACUGGACAAAUGCUUACAUUUGGACCCGGCCAAGAGGAUUACGCCGAGGGAUGCUUUGCUUCACCCGUUCAUGACUGGACAUUGA